Paramormyrops kingsleyae is the source of this 1358-nucleotide messenger RNA. RefSeq names its product methionine sulfoxide reductase B1b (gene msrb1b). The record is from RefSeq and is a predicted model, not a curated record. Gene Ontology annotation, biological process: protein repair. Lineage: Eukaryota; Metazoa; Chordata; Actinopteri; Osteoglossiformes; Mormyridae. Gene Ontology annotation, molecular function: peptide-methionine (R)-S-oxide reductase activity. Gene Ontology annotation, cellular component: nucleus.
CACGUGACAUCCAGUUCAACCUGACAUCCGCCUGGUUGCUGCAGCUGAGUUUGUUCGGGAUUUUUGUUUAGUCAUAUGCUCGCUAUUCGACAGUGUAGUCUUAAACAUGUCAUUUUGCUCGUUUUUUGGGGAAGAGUCCUAUAAAGACCACUUCAAACCUGGUAUUUAUGUGUGCUCCAAGUGUGACCACCCCCUGUUUUCCAGCCGAUCGAAGUACGAGCAUUCCUCCCCCUGGCCUGCCUUCACGGAAACCAUCCGUGCAGACAGUGUCAGCAAGCACGAGGAGAGGCCCACCGCCUUCAAGGUGGUCUGUGGGAAGUGUGGCAGUGGACUGGGUCAUGAAUUCAUAAAUGACGGUCCGAAAGAAGGGAAGUCUCGCUUCUGAAUAUUCAGCAGCUCGCUGAAGUUUGUCCCCAAAGAUAAGGUUGACCAACAAUAAAGCGAGUUGAUUUGAUAAAUGCAUCUUGGGAAGGUGUUUAUUCGCACCGCUCUCAGGUGUGGACCGCUCAUGACGUGCGAUGGAGAAAGUCUCAUCCAGUGCACAGAUUCGUACCAGGCCACGCUGAGGAAUGAGCACUGGCACCCUGGUGUUGCAUCACUUUCAGAUGCAAAAUUGUGUGGAAUUUCACCAAUAAUGCUAAAAAUUUUAAAACGAAUGUGGCUAGAGGAAAACAUUAAAUUAUUCGAUUGAAAUUUAUGGUACCUUAUAGCUAUCUGGGAAUGGUUCUUAUCUGGUUAACAAGUUACUGAAAUGUUACUCCUAAAAAUAAUAGGAAGUCUUUCCCAGUUUUGUGAUUCUGAUGCAUAGACCUAUACAGUAUGAGCAGUUAAAUCUCUCUAUACCCCUUUGGAUAUUUUCAUCAGCUUUUGACUGCAUGCUUUAAAAUGGCAGACAAAGCUGACUUCACUGGUAACAUGCUGAUUUACCCCAUCUGCAUUGUUAAUCAUAGCCAUGCCUCUGACAGUCUUUGUUCUAGUAAGUUUGAUUUUACAAAGCAAUAGAAAAAUUACAUAGAGAAAAGCAACCAGAUUUUAUAACACUAUAAACAAAUGUAUCAGGCUUAUGUCCAUUUAAAUGAUUUCACAUUUUUAGAGUCACAUUUUAAACAUUUACAUAAAAACAAAUGGAUUACUAAUUAGUUUACUUAUAUAUUUUAAAAUGCCACUUGUGAUGCUUCAUCUUCUAAUAUUUUGGUAUGAAACAGAAUAAUUCCAGUAGUUGUCAUGUCAUUAAACAUCAUUUAAUAAUAUGGAGAGAAAACAGUUGGUAACUAGCAGUUUCAUUUGAGAACUACAGUAAGUUGUCUGAACUACCUCUGAUUACGGAAAAUAAUAAACUUCAUGAUGUCUAAAACAGA